Mauremys reevesii (Reeves's turtle) is the source of this 2129-nucleotide messenger RNA. RefSeq names its product nuclear receptor subfamily 1 group H member 2 (gene NR1H2). Lineage: Eukaryota; Metazoa; Chordata; Testudines; Geoemydidae. Gene Ontology annotation, biological process: positive regulation of transcription by RNA polymerase II; lipid metabolic process; negative regulation of transcription by RNA polymerase II. The transcript is spliced from 9 exons. The coding region runs from base 221 to 1531 and encodes 436 amino acids. The record is from RefSeq and is a predicted model, not a curated record. Gene Ontology annotation, molecular function: nuclear receptor activity; RNA polymerase II cis-regulatory region sequence-specific DNA binding; zinc ion binding.
AGCCCUUCCCUGCCCCAGAUUGCCCAGCCCCCCCUUCUGAACCCCCCCAGCCCCUCUCUGAGAGCCCCCUAGCUGGUCACUGCCACCCCCUCCCCGCCGCCAGCUGGUCCCCGCGCCCAGGAGGCAGCCAGCAGCAUCUGGGCCCCGGCCGGCUGAGCCCCCUUCCCGCGGGGGAACAUGCGCCCCGUCCCCGCGGAGCUGGGAGCCCCUGGAUCCUGACAUGGCCACGCCGGGCUCUGAUCUGCCGCUGGAGGAUGGGGAGCCUCCGCCCCCCAACUCCCCGGGAGCCCCCCGGACCCAGGUGAAGGAGGAGGGGCCCCAGUCGAGGCCGGAGGCAGCAAUCACCCCAGAGACCGAUGUGCUGGGCACUGAUGGGGAGGGGUCGACGCACAGUGCUGCGGAGGAGCCGGAGCGGCGGCGGAAGAAGGGGCCGGCGCCCAAGAUGCUGGGCACGGAGCUGUGCAGCGUCUGCGGGGACAAGGCCUCGGGCUUCCACUACAACGUGCUGAGCUGCGAGGGCUGCAAGGGCUUCUUCCGGCGCAGCGUGAUGAAGGGGGCGCAGUACGUGUGCCGGGGCGCCGGGCACUGCCACAUGGACAUGUACAUGCGCCGCAAGUGCCAGCUCUGCCGCCUGCGCAAGUGCCACCAGGCCGGCAUGCGCGAGCAGUGCGUGCUGUCAGAGGAGCAGCUGCGGAAGAAAAAGGUGCGGCAGCAGCAGCAGCAGCAGAAGGGCGCGGGGGGGGAGGCGCCGCUGCCGCGGGUGCCCCCCCUGCCCCCCACGCCCCUCACCGAGCCAGCCCGGCUCAGCCCCCAGCAGGAGCUCAUGAUCCAGCAGCUGGUGGCAGCCCAGCAGCAGUGCAACAAGCGCUCCUUCAGCGACCAGCCCAAAGUCACGCCCUGGCCCUUGGGCACCGACCCCAACAGCCGGGAGGCCCGACAGCAGCGCUUCGCCCACUUCACCGAGCUGGCCAUCAUCUCGGUGCAGGAGAUCGUCGACUUCGCCAAGCAGGUGCCCGGCUUCUUGCAGCUCACGAGGGAGGACCAGAUCGCGCUGCUCAAGGCCUGCACCAUUGAGAUCAUGCUGCUGGAGACGGCUCGGCGCUACAACCAUGAGACGGAGAGCAUCACCUUCUUGAAAGACUUCACCUACAGCAAGGACGACUUCCACCGUGCCGGGCUGCAGGUGGAAUUCAUCAACCCCAUCUUCGAGUUCUCGCGGGCCAUGCGACGGCUGCAGCUGGACGACGCCGAGUUCGCCCUGCUCAUCGCCAUCGACAUGUUCUCGGCCGACCGGCCCAACGUGCAGCAGCACGGCCAGGUGGAGGCGCUGCAGCAGCCCUAUGUCGAGGCCCUGCACGCCUACACCCUCAUCAAACGCCCGCAGGACCGGCUGAUGUUCCCACGGAUGCUAAUGAAGCUGGUCGCCCUGCGCACACUCAGCAGCGUCCACUCCGAGCAGGUGUUCGCCCUGCGCCUCCAGGACAAGAAGCUGCCCCCGCUGCUCUCCGAAAUCUGGGAUGUGCACGAGUAAGGGGGGGCCGGGACCUUCCCCCCCCAACGCAGACUGCAGGGACCCCCCUCCCAGCCAGACCCCCCCGCGGGGCCUCCAUGGAUGGAGCAUCCCCAUCACCGCCUGCAGGGGGCACUGUGUGCUCCAUUCCCCCCAAACCGGGGAGCCCCCCAGCCGGGGGAGUGGGCGGGCAGCCUCAGAGACUAUGGGGGGCUGCCGUGGGUCGGCCCAGCCCCCUCCCCCGAUCUGGGGAGGGCUACGAAGCACUUUUCUCUGCCCCACGCCCACUUACCUGCCCCGGGGGAGCCUGCCGGGGGGGGGUGGGGUGGGGGCUUCAGGGCUGAGCUGGCCCCAGCCCCGUGCUGGAGCGUGGAGCCGGGGGCCCCCCCUCUGCCGACACCAAGAGCUGUAUUUAUUGGGGAGGUCCUCACAGGGGCGGCGCAGUAACCCCUCCCCCUAACCUGGGUCCCCCCCAGCAGACAGGACCCUGCCCCCCACGCUGCUUCCUGCUGUGCACAGGUCGUGAGCGCCCACCCCGCUGGACUCGGGCUGCAUGGAUGGGGCGGCUGGGGGUGCCCCAAAUAAAGCAAAUCAUGGCACAGCAGUUUGUGUGUGUGUG